GAGGCCAAUCGAAGAGUGUUGAGCUUAAUCACUUCACCUCGACAACAUUAAUUCCGACGAAUUCCCACCUCCAUCACACAUUUCUGUCAAAUCCAACCCACAUUCAUUCAAAUUCAUGCCGUAACUGGUCGGAAUUGUUAAUGGGAAACAAGAACUCAGAGCUUCCACCGGAGCAAUGUUGAAGUUGAAGUCUUUCCCUCCAAAAAUCAAGCCUUUCUUCAACCAGAAUCCCCCAGCAGCGUUCCUAUCUUCUUCCGCAACUCCGUCUUUACCCUCAGAGUCUUCACCACCGUAUCUCGCAAAUUUGGUCGCUUCGAUUCUCAGUUCCUCUACUACAGACCAGGCGCUGAGGAUCUUCAACUCGGCCUCACCAACCAUAAACCCGGCCAAGACCCUGAAACUUCAUUCCGCCAUCGUCCAUUUCCUAACCGGGAAGAGAUUGUACGUGAAGGCAAGGUGUUUGAUAGAAGGCCUCAUCGAAAUCUUGAGAAAAACUAGGAAACCCCACAAGGUGUGUUCAUCGAUUUUCACCGCGCUGAAUCAGAUUGAGCAUUCAAAUUGCGGCGGCAAUGUGUUUGGAGUGUUGAUCAACGCUCUGUGCCAGAAGGGUCUCCCCGAUGAGGGGCACUGGGUGUACCGGAAGAUGGGGAGAUUGCCGCCGGUGCAGCCCUGCAACGUGCUUCUCAACGGCAUUUUGAAGACGGGCCGUGUUGAGUUGAUGUGGGAGGUUUAUCACGACAUGGUUUCGAAUGGUUUAUCACCUAGUGAGGUGACUUAUGGGAUACUGAUCGAUGCUUGCUGCGAUCGAGGAGAUACAGAGAAAGCAAGGUUGUUACUUGAAGAGAUGGUUCAAAGGGCAUUAAAACCGACGGUUGUGAUCUACACGACCCUCAUACGAGGCUUAUGCGCGGAGAGUAAGAUGUUGGAAGCUGAGGCUGCUUUUAUGAGAAUGAUGGAGUGUGGCGUGGCUCCUAACCUCUACACAUACAAUGUAUUAAUGGAUGGAUAUGCUAAGAUGGUAUGUGUUGAGAAAGUGAGGAAGUUGUACUAUGCAAUGUUGGAUGGUGGAGUGUUGCCAAAUGUUGUUACCUAUAGUAUUUUGAUAUACUUGCUUAGCAAGAUUGGGGAGCUUGUAGCUUUUAGGAGCUAUUUUGUGCAUAUGGUGAAGUUUAAUGUUGUUCCCAAUAUCUAUAUAUAUAACUGCUUGAUGGAUGGUUUGUGUGAUGCUGGUGACUUAUCUGCUGCUAAGGCUAUGCUUGUGGAGAUGGAGAAAUUUGGUAUUUCUCCGGAUGUUGUCACGUAUGGCAUCCUUAUGAAGGGGUAUUCUAGAACCGGUAGAGUUGAGGAUGCGGAGAUUUUGUUCAGUAAGAUGAAUGAGGCAGGAGUGGUGAUGAACUCUGUGGUGUAUAAUACUCUUAUUGAUGGAUAUUGCAAGAAAGGAAGCAUGGAGAAGGCUGUGGGGCUCUGUUCACGAAUGAUGGAAGCGGGCUUACAGCCCGACAUGGUUACUUUCUGCACGCUGAUAAACGGCCACUGCAAAGCAGGGAAGCUGGAGGCUGCGAUGGGGCUAUACUAUGAAAUGGGAAUCAAGGGUUACAAGCCUGAUGUGGUUGCUUAUACUUCUUUGAUCGACGGGCAUUUCAAGAAUGGCUAUGCCGAUGCAGCUCUUCAGCUGCACAGAGAAAUGAUAGAGGCUGGCGUUGCACCCAAUGCUUUCACACUUAGCUGUGUGGUUGAUGGGCUGUGCAAGGAUGGAAGGAUCAAUAAUGCAACCAGUUUUUUCUUGGAACAAACCAAAGCUUCUAUGGCUGAAGCAGAUGCGCAUUGUUUGCCUACUAGAGUAACAUAUUCAAUCCUGAUCAGCAGUUUGUGCAGAAAUGGUCGAGUGUUUCAAGCCAGCAAGUUUUUCUCGGACAUGAGGAGAAGAUUGGAACCAGAAGCUGUUGAUUAUGCUGCAUUGGUCGAGGGGCAUUUUGGAGCUAAGCGUGUGUUUCCGGUGAUGCUGCUGCAAGCAGAUAUGCUGAAGAAGGGCAUACUACCGAAUGAAUUUAUGUAUAAGAUAUUGGAGAAGGGAUAUCAGGAGACUGCAUACUUGGCAUCGGCUCAAAAGUGUCGCGAUGAUUUUUAGGUGUAAUAUUGCAUCAUCAUCGUCACCAAAGCUCAUCAUCUCAGGUUCAAGUAUUUUAUCAAGAAUGUAUUAAAAGUCUUUGAAAGAAUGUGUCUUGUUUUGUUGUUUAGCAAUUUAAACUGAGACAAGCUUGGAGGAUAAGAAUGAGCUCAUUUUUUUGUCAA
Salvia hispanica is the source of this 2292-nucleotide messenger RNA. Its product is annotated as Pentatricopeptide repeat (PPR) superfamily protein. Gene Ontology annotation, cellular component: mitochondrion. NCBI's taxonomy places the organism in Eukaryota, Viridiplantae, Streptophyta, Magnoliopsida, Lamiales, Lamiaceae. The record is from RefSeq and is a predicted model, not a curated record. Gene Ontology annotation, biological process: mitochondrial RNA processing; RNA splicing. Gene Ontology annotation, molecular function: mRNA binding; protein binding.